Molecule: messenger RNA, 771 nt
Organism: Procambarus clarkii (red swamp crayfish)
Lineage: Eukaryota; Metazoa; Arthropoda; Malacostraca; Decapoda; Cambaridae
Source: RefSeq, a predicted model, not a curated record
AUGCACGCCCUACACUCACCCAUGCACGCCCUACCCCCCACCCAUGCACGCCCUACCCCCACCCAUGCACGCCCUACACUCACCCAUGCACGCCCUACCCCCUCGCCAUGCACGCCCUACCCCCUCACCAUGCACGCCCUACCCCCACACCAUGCACGCCCUACCCCCUCGCCAUGCACACCUUACAUCCAUGCACGCCCUACCUCCUCGCCAUGCACGCCCUACCCCCUCACCAUGCACGCCCUACCCCCACACCAUGCACGCCCUACCCCCACCAUGCACGCCCUACCCCCUCGCCAUGCACACCUUACAUCCAUGCACGCCCUACCCCCUCACCAUGCACACCUUACAUCCAUGCACGCCCUACCCCCUCACCAUGCACGCCCUACCCCCACACCAUGCACGCCCUACCCCCACCAUGCACGCCCUACACACCUUACAUCCAUGCACGCCCUACCCCCUCGCCAUGCACGCCCUACCCCCCUCACCAUGCACGCCCUACCCCCUCGCCAUGCACGCCCUACCCCCCUCACCAUGCACGCCCUACCCCCUCGCCAUGCACGCCCUACCCCCCUCACCAUGCACGCCCUACCCCCACACCAUGCACGCCCUACCCCCUCACCAUGCACGCCCUACCCCCUCGCCAUGCACGCCCUACCCCCUCGCCAUGCACGCCCUACCCCCUCGCCAUGCACGCCCUACCCCCUCACCAUGCACGCCCUACCCCCUCACCAUGCAUGCCACUGCGACUGCACCUUUUGCCUCGGGUAA